Messenger RNA from Salvelinus namaycush (lake trout), 772 nucleotides. RefSeq names its product mitochondrial glutamate carrier 1-like. The record is from RefSeq and is a predicted model, not a curated record. Gene Ontology annotation, biological process: L-glutamate transmembrane transport; malate-aspartate shuttle; aspartate transmembrane transport. The annotation marks the transcript as partial. NCBI's taxonomy places the organism in Eukaryota, Metazoa, Chordata, Actinopteri, Salmoniformes, Salmonidae. The transcript has 8 exons. Gene Ontology annotation, molecular function: L-aspartate transmembrane transporter activity; L-glutamate transmembrane transporter activity.
UUUGCCUGCCAAAUUGAUAAAUGGUGGAAUCGCAGGGCUGAUCGGCGUGAGCUGUGUGUUUCCCAUUGACCUGGCCAAGACCCGCCUGCAGAACCAGCAAAAUGGAUCACGACUUUACACCAGCAUGUCCGACUGUCUUAUCAAGACCAUCCGCUCAGAGGGAUACUUCGGGAUGUACAGAGGGUCUGCGGUGAACCUAACCCUGGUCACUCCAGAGAAAGCCAUCAAACUAGCAGCAAAUGACUUCUUCAGACAAUACCUCUCCAAGGAUGGUCAGAAGCUCACCCUGGUCAAAGAGAUGCUGGCGGGGUGUGGGGCAGGUACAUGUCAGGUUAUCGUCACGACUCCUAUGGAGAUGUUGAAGAUUCAGCUUCAAGAUGCUGGGAGAAUUGAGGCCCAGAGGAAGCUGAUGCCAGAGACAGUAGUACCGGGGACCGUGCCGACCAAGUCCCCCACCGCCAUGCAACUGACCAGGGAACUGCUUCAGGAGAAGGGAAUCGCUGGGCUGUACAAGGGCCUGGGGGCCACACUGCUCAGGGAUGUUCCAUUCUCCAUCAUCUACUUCCCUCUGUUUGCCAACCUGAACACCUUGGGGAAGAGAGGAGCGGAGGGCCCCGCCCCGUUCUAUGUGUCAUUCCUGGCAGGCUGUCUGGCUGGCAGCACGGCCGCUGUGGCUGUCAACCCUGUAGAUGUGAUUAAGACCAGAAUCCAGUCAAUGAACAGAGGGAGUACAGAGGAAACUUACAGUGGGGUGACUGACUGUAUCAGGUAA